AGAAACGCGAGACAGAGGCUAUUCCUGACGAACGGUUGCCUCUUGCUGGCGACCGUUCGGGUACAAAAGACUCGCUGGCCCGUUGGCUUGGAAGACCACUACUUCUCGUGUGUACAUCACUUCGCUCGCUUGCCUGCUUGCAUUGCCCAGAACACCGUCGCCAUGCACUCUCGCCUUGUCUUUCUCACGGCCGCUGCGGCCUCGCUUUCGUUUGUGCGCUCGGAAGACAUUUGCUACUCUUACGGCGUGGACUUUGUCGAUGAGGGCAGCUACUUCAUCAACUCCGAGUCCACUGACGACUUCACUGCCGUUUCCUACUUCAAGGGCUGCAACCAGGACAUGGCUGAUGUGCUCCUCGUUGCACCUGAAGACACUCCUGGGGAAACCGAAUUUCUGUGUGAGCGGAUUCCCACUACGCCAGACAACCAGAACCAGAUGUCCACAUGUCCCAUCAAGAAGAACCAGAUGAGCUCUGGACACUGGCUUCUUCUGGUUCUGGGCAACAAUGGCAAGGGGGGCCAGCCUUUUGCAUGGCAGAGAGAUCUCUACUUGACCGUGGGCCCGCAAAUCACCACGACAUACACGCCAACACUGACCAUGAGCAUCACCACGACGCCCACCAUUACUGAGAUGACCACGACGACAUUUACCGACGUCAUCACCACCGGUCCCUUCUCGACCGUCACCAUGCCCAGCGGCACAGCCAAGAAGAUCAAGACGGUGACUCCCAAGGCCGUCACCACCACGUCGACCAAGACCAUGACCCGCACAAAGGUCUCGACAACCAAGGUGACUGGCUACACGACCAAGACGGUCACGGCAACCUGCACCACACCAGAACACACAGGCAAGCCCGACAAGCCGUGCGAGUACUCGCCUACCAAGCUGCACCCCGCCGCGCUGGUGACGCCCACUUCAAUCCCCAAGUGGCGCCGCUUCAGCCCGCGCAGCGACCGCGAAGUCGACUACGAAUGGGCCCGGGCGCGCGUCGAAGCCGCAAAGCAAAGGCGCGCAGAAGCACUGCAACGCCGCACCCCAGAUGCCCCCACCGUCACGGUUACCUACGACACGCCGGUGCCGACAACGACGACACUGACGGCCGAUGCAACCACCACCACCGAGACUGUUCUCGAGAGCACCACCAGCACAUCUACCAUCCCGGCUCCCACGGUGCUCUCGGGCAUCCUGACCAUGACGACUACCCUGCCCACCCCCACCAAGACCAAGCUCAAGCUCGGGUACGCUACCACGACAAAGGUGAUUACGUUCGGCGCAACGUAUACCAAGACGACGACGGUGACGCCCCCGGCAUCAAUCACAGCCUGCAAGAAGAAUGGCGGGCACUACUGGAGCUGAGGACGGGGUAAAAUGUAGCUAAUUGUGGACACACUUGCUGCUGUCCCUUGUGUGUCUGUUUUGCUUUUACUUCGCUUUGCUGUACCUUGCUGUAUUGUUUCUGUUUACUGAGCGCCGAAAUGCCUGCUUACAUGCAUAUCAACAUGCAUAUCACGAUACUGUCUAUUACCUAGUUGUACUGUACAUAAUGACCAAAUGAACGCCUAUCU
Exserohilum turcica Et28A is the source of this 1565-nucleotide messenger RNA. RefSeq lists its product as uncharacterized. Lineage: Eukaryota; Fungi; Ascomycota; Dothideomycetes; Pleosporales; Pleosporaceae. The record is from RefSeq and is a predicted model, not a curated record. The transcript is spliced from 2 exons. Bases 163 to 1356 code for a protein of 397 amino acids.